GAACCAAACAGCUCCCAUCCCAAUCAUAAUCAAGUGUAAACGAAACCCUAGUAUUCUUUGCUCGGGUCGAAAAACCUCACCUACCGGACCUUCCUCAUAUAGAUCCUGCCAUCAACAACCACUGCCUCGUCCCACGACCUCGUCACCUUCAUCGAAACUAUUUCCGUCCAUGUUUGCUAAUACAAUCUCUUCGAAAUCCUUUUAAAAAAGAUUUGAUUCAAGCCGGCGUCCUUGGCACGGGCAUUAGAGCAGUGUUGCAGUGAACUAGGGUUUACCAAACGGCCAAAAUGUCAUCGGGCAGGCCGACGACCGUUGCGGAAGGAGACUUGCAGCUAGUUGUGCAGCUGGAGAGGGCCGAGAGGCGGUCUCUUGCCCUCCCACCACGGCCCCCGGCGGCGGCGGCGGCUGGAUCGAACGCACUCGUCGAGUACGUUCCUCCUGCUAAUCCGGAAGACGAGGACCUCGAGGUCAAGCUUCGCCGCAUCAUCGAUCAUGUCCCCGUCCGUGUCAGCAAUACCUCCGGCAGCUCCGCCGGUUCCGGGUCCGGCGAUUUUCAUCAGUAUCGGCAGAUGAGACGGAAAGAACAAGACCGGCUUGCAAGGAUGGAUGUUGACCACCAGAGGAGGAAAGAACUGGCAGAAUUUAAUAUGCGAAGGGAGGAAAGACUGAAAGCUGCAGAGGAACGAACAGCAAAGAAACGUUUGAAACGCCAGAACAAAAAACAGAGGAAGAAAGAAAAGAGGACCAAAGUGAAUGCCAGCGAUGAACAGCAUCAAAACGAAGAAAAACCUUCAGAUGACAAUGGGGACUCUGAUAAUGGUGAAGCAGUGAAUUGAACGAGAUUUGACCGACACUUUUUCUCCCAACCUUUUGUUCAUACUUGGGAUUGCAAGGACAAUUUCCAUGUUGAGCAAAUGAGACAAACCAUUCUUCAGUUUCUGUAUUCUGGUAGGCGUUUUCCUUGCAUGUAUUUUGUGAAAAUUGCUCAAGAGAUACAGGGAAAAUGGAAUGGUUUAUUCGAAAUAGUGAUAGUUUAUUUUCUA
Cornus florida is the source of this 1043-nucleotide messenger RNA. RefSeq lists its product as uncharacterized. Gene Ontology annotation, biological process: negative regulation of protein kinase activity. The record is from RefSeq and is a predicted model, not a curated record. The coding region runs from base 288 to 836 and encodes 182 amino acids. NCBI's taxonomy places the organism in Eukaryota, Viridiplantae, Streptophyta, Magnoliopsida, Cornales, Cornaceae. The transcript is spliced from 2 exons. Gene Ontology annotation, molecular function: protein kinase inhibitor activity; double-stranded RNA binding; protein kinase binding. Gene Ontology annotation, cellular component: nucleolus.